Salvia hispanica is the source of this 1990-nucleotide messenger RNA. RefSeq names its product transcription factor GTE12-like. The record is from RefSeq and is a predicted model, not a curated record. Lineage: Eukaryota; Viridiplantae; Streptophyta; Magnoliopsida; Lamiales; Lamiaceae. Gene Ontology annotation, molecular function: protein binding.
CUCAAAACCGAACUCACACACGUUUACUUACAAUUUACGCAGCCGCCUCGCCUCAAUGCCGCCGCCGCAGUGAAUCGUCCUUCGACUUCGAAGCCUCUUUCCGGUCUACCAACGAACUUCUUCAGCAUUGUAACUGAAGCGUACAAUUUUAUGGCCGAGAAUCAAGCUUAAACAAUAUCCUGCUACCCGAUGCACUUCACUGACAUGGUUGCUGAGAAUAAGACAGGUCUGAGUUCAUUGAAGUUCAAAGUAACUACCAAAGGUAUAUGGAAUGUAGUAGAAGAUAAGUUACGCGAAGGCACUGAUGGGCCUCAUAUGUGUCCUGUGGAAAAUGUUAUGGUGAAGCCAUCUACGCCAGUGAAGUCGGGCACGCGGAGGCCAGAAAGGUCUCUUGAUGGCCAAAGGUCAAAAAAGCAAAAGAUGGAGAUCCUAAAAUGUGAAGGCACUAAAAGGCAAAGAACCCAAGUUUCUUUUGGUGUGAGUAAGCCUCCUGAGGCUAAUGUUCCAUCGAAGCCAUCAAUGCUAGUAAAAUUCGGCAAGCAGAGGCCAGCAAUAUCUUCUGAUGAUCAAAGGUGGAAAAAGCAGAAGUUGGACAGCAAUUUAAAACUUGAGUGCACUAAGAUUUUGAAAGCAUUGAUGAGUCAUAGUUUGGCACGGGCAUUUAAUGAGCCAGUUGAUCCAGUGAAGCUGAAGAUUCCUGAUUACUUCGAGAUAAUAAAGAACCCAAUGGACUUGGGGACAAUCAAACGUAAACUGGAGAAAAAUAUGUACUCUGGUGCCAAGGAAUUUGCUGCUGAUGUGCUCCUGACUUUUGAAAAUGCAAUGUCAUAUAAUCCUCCUUCACACCAAGUUCAUUGCUGGGCAGAGAUAUUGGAUGGUUAUUUCAGGAUGAGGUGGAAAUCAGUAGAUGCAAGACUGAAGCAUACCAACAAAAGUUAUGAAAACACCAGGAAAGUUCUAGAAGACAAUCACCAAAUUUUGAAGCCAGUUGGUCAGAUGAAAGCUCCUGUGCCUGAAAAACUUGGCAACUCAAGGCGGAUAUCACUAGAGGAAAAACAGAAGUGCAGAUCAGGUCUUGUGCAAGCCAAGCCUGGAAAAACAGCACUAGUUGGAUGCUCAUCAUUGAGCAGAACUGCUGACAAAGUGCAUUGUAGUCAACGAGCUUCGGCAUCUGCCAACCUUGGCCAAUCAAUUGACUCCAAGCCUGUAUGUCAAGAACCAAAUGAUUGUGAUGUCAAAUGUACUUCAACAUCUCUUGCAAACAGCUCUGUUCUAGGUUCAGAUGGUUGUCGGGUUGUUCCAAAUGAAGAAAAAAGUCCUUGUUCAACAUCUGCAACUACUACUGAAUCUGGUGAAGGCUGGAUGGCUGAUGUCCAAAUGUCGCCAAAGAAGGCCUUGCGGAUUGCAAUGCUGAAAAGCCGCUUUGCAGAUACUAUUUUCAAAGCUACACAUCCGACACCUGUGAAUCAUGAUGAGAACUCUGAUAUUUCACGAAUGCAACAAGAAAAACUGCGCCUGGAGAUAGAACAGCUGAAAGAGAAAACCAGGGUUGAAGCAGAAAUCAAAGCUGCUGAAGAGGCCUUUCGAAGGAAGGAGUUAGAUGACUUAAGGAUGCGUCGUGAGAGAGAAAGAAAAGCUGCAAGGAUGGCAUUAGAGAAGAUGGAAAAAACGGUUGAGAUCUAUAGCCCUCCAAGUCUGUUGAAAGAUAUGGAUGUCCUGUUUGGUCGGUAUCCAAAUCCAAAGUAUUUGCAGCGAUUUGGCUUGUACUUGAAGGAGGAGUACGCGGAUGAAUAUGAAGAUGAAGAUGUCAAUAUCCAAAAUUCAGAGUCUUUGAAGGAAAGCAGCUUGUACGUGAAGGAGAAGUACUUGGAAAAAGCUGAUGCUGAAGAGGGAGAAAUUUUGUAGUUGUAGAAUUGAAAACAAACCAAGAAAUUGUUGAGUGUAUAUACAUUGAAGAUUUUAAUCUAUAAAAAAGGUCAUUCGGCAUCGA